AUGUAUCUCCAUUCAUAACUAAACCCAGUGUCUGUUAGCAGUGAGAAUUCCAAAUAACGCUCAUGUUCUAUGCAAUCCAAUCGACCCACUAUUACAAGGUAGUUAUCGCACAAUUAAUCCAUCAUUGACACUGUCAAUAAGAAGAUGACCUCAGAAACUAAGGAGAAUAAGUUCGUCUCCAUCAAUCAACAUGAGUAAGUCUCGGAUUUCAAUUAAAAAAACUCAAAAGAACAGCAAACUCUGAUCAAUUUAUAAAAUAAGGUUACUAUUUUGAUAGAGGAGAAUUAAAAACUCAUCCUUAUUAAUGAGUAAUUGAUGUAAGAGUUAGAAAAAGCUAAGAUUGCUUAUGAAACCAAUAAUCAGACUGUAUUAUUAUAAUCAUUAUAAAGAGAAACACAAUCACUCUAACAAACAGUUAUGUAAUACAAAAAAAUCAAUAAUUAACAAUCUUAAUAAGUCUUAGAAUUGCAAUAAAUACUCAAUGAGAGAGAAGAAUUGAAUAUAGAAUAAAAAUCUAUAACAAAUCAAUAACUCAUUGAAUCCUAAUAGACAAAUAAGAUAUUCAAAGAGCAAUUUCUGUAAUUGGCAUAAAAAUAUCUGCUAAAAUGCUUUGAAAUAGAGAGAUUGCAAACUGUUGAAAAAGUGUGGUCAGAUAAAAUCACUAUUGUGUUAAAGGAGAAUGAGAAUUUGAAUCUAAUGGUAUAAUAGCGAUUGAAUGAGCAGAUACAAUUGCAAUAAUAGUACAAAUAGCAAAAUGAAUUAAUACUCAAAUUGGAAUAAGAGAUAGUCUCACUAUAAUAAUAGCACAAAGACUAGAACUACAUCAUAAAUAAGAAGUAUUAAGAUCAAAUUCAAAUGAUUGCAGAUCUGAAUAAAUAGACUGAGUAAAGAAAUGAAGAAAAUAAGAAAUUAAAUGAAUUGUUGCAACAAUAAGAGUACAAGUGGAGAUAAUCCUGCAUCGAAUUCGAGAAGGAGAUGAAGCAAUCUUAUUCCAAUAAAUUGAAUAUAGAGAUCAAACACUAAGUUUAGGUUAUUCACGACGAUUAUUAGAAAUCGUUAACGAAUUAUGCUUAAACAAUAGCUGUUUUGUAGGGUCAAAUGCAAAUUUUAUAGAAGUAGAAUGAGUAGCUCCACAAAGCAAAUUCUUAAAAUUCCAAUUUGAAGGAAUGGAAACAUGAGAAGCAAUUGUACUUUGAAAUAAUCUAAGAAUUGCAAUAGAAAGUAACUGAAUUGACAAGUUAAUUGUCUACGAUAUUGAAUUACAAUACAAAUUAUGUUAGUGAUUACAAUAGUUUAGGAAUCUAGGAAUAAUUGAAUAAAUUGGAAGAUUGUUAAAAGUACAAUUAGAAGAUGUAUAAGAAAUGUUAAUAAAUAUUUAACUAAAAAUUUUAUGUUUGA
Messenger RNA from Paramecium tetraurelia, 1398 nucleotides. RefSeq lists its product as uncharacterized. The record is from RefSeq and is a predicted model, not a curated record. The transcript has a single exon. NCBI's taxonomy places the organism in Eukaryota, Ciliophora, Oligohymenophorea, Peniculida, Parameciidae.